Messenger RNA from Trichoderma aggressivum f. europaeum, 696 nucleotides. RefSeq lists its product as uncharacterized. The record is from RefSeq and is a predicted model, not a curated record. Bases 1 to 696 code for a protein of 231 amino acids. The transcript has a single exon. NCBI's taxonomy places the organism in Eukaryota, Fungi, Ascomycota, Sordariomycetes, Hypocreales, Hypocreaceae.
AUGCCGGCUCUACCGCUUCUCUUACGGCUGCCAAUAGACGGGCUCGCGACCAGAACUAUCCAUGGCGACGCCCCCUCGCUCGUGGCUCGACAGCGAGACUCCGCCACGACCACCUUCGUUGUCAUCCCCGAGAUAUACGGCUCCCUCCACGACUCUCUCACGCCAGGCGCCAUCGUCGGCAUCGUCAUCGCCGCGGUCGUCGGCUUCAUCUUGCUGUUGCUCGUCAUAUACACGAUCCUGGGCUUCGGGCCCAUGUCCAGCCUCGUCCGCACCGCAGAGGUCACCGAGUCCAAGUCGUACGUCUCCCGCAGCAUGCUGAGCUCCGCCCGCCCAAAGAGCGAAAAGCCCAAGAAGAAGGUCCCCUCGAUGCACGGCGCGAGGGUGCUCUCGAUCCGCCGGGAGCGCACCAGGAAGACGUCCAAGCGCAGGAGUGAGAGGAGAGGCAAGGAGCCCGUCAUAGUAGAGCCCAUGCGGAGGAAGAGGGAGCCGUCGCCGCUGACGACGAUUUCCUCGUCAUCUGGAGCCGGGCCGGCACCCAGGAGGGAUCCCCUCCCCUCGGACUACGACGAGGAGAACGAGGUGGUUGUCAUUGAGGAAACCACUCCUUCGUCAAGGCGGCAGAGCCGAAAAGCCAGGAGAUCCAGCAGCCGACGAUCCAGCUACAGCGAGGACGACGACAGGAGAUACCGCCGUUAA